AGUCUGUUUGCAAUCCACCAUUUCCAUGCCACACUUUCAAGCCAGGACAUGUUUGCUACCUUGAACAUAAAUCCAAAAAAGGGAACCGAUAUAUCUGCAAACGCACAGAUACUCAGGAUGUGGCUGCUGUUUCCUAUCACAAACACGUGACCUGAGUUGGUGGUUGUUUUUCCACACUGCAAAAGAAAGAAAUCCAGCAAGCUUAGGUGAUAUUUUUGUGUCACUGAACGAUACAAUGAUCUUCCUGACAAGCUGGAUUCCUGUCCUAACUACGUUUCUGCUUCUUUUAUAUUUCUGGAGUGCAAAGGUCUCUGCCUCUGGAACAUCCGAGGAGGAGGAAAUAGACCCCAAGUAUGUUAUCAUAGGAGUUACCCUGGGAGCCUUCCUAGCAAUUGGGUUUUUAGCACUAAAGAUCUGCAUGAUCAAAAGGCAAUUGACUGACAGUGACUUGGUAGAUUCAGACAACAGAGUGGAUAAAAGGUAUCUGCUGCCUUUGCUAGGCCCUGUGGCGUUGCCAGUAAGGCUGGUGAGAUACAGCUUGCUCUUGUCACGCGUGGAAUCAGCUGCGAACAGAGAAGAAGUCAAUUUAUAAGAACAGCAAAAUACAACUGACCUCCAGCCAUUUUGGAAUGGGGUACAUUCAGACUGGACAUUUAACUACUGCUGUACCUGAUCUCUGCAUCAAUGGAAGACUUUCGUCCACGGGGCUGUCUCAGCAGCCCCAAAUUCAGUUUUUUGAAAAAGUGAACCAAGUGACUGAUUACAGGAAAGGCUUUAUAGUGUGCACAACCUAAGGUUAUCUCUGCACUCAGAAAACAUUGUGCACUCAUAUUAUGUGCCUGAGGGGAAUGCAUGAUGGAAAUACACAUGAGAUGGGCUUUGUUCAUUAACAGGUCCUGUUUGGGCUAUGAUAAGUAUAUGAUUUUUUUUAAAUGAAUGAAAUCAAAGGUGCCUCAAAACUAGAGAUGGGUUCAAGCAGCAACGUUCAUCUGCAUUGACAUUGCAAGCACCUCAGAGAUGGGCCUGAAGGGAGAGAAAACGGCAAGAGGGGUUGCUCAGCCCAUUGCAAAUAUAGGGGCCAUUUGGAAAAUGUGGAGUAAGGUUUAGUUUUUGAACACCAGCCCCUUGAUGCAAAAGCUACGGGUGUUCUGAUUUGGGGCCACAAUUCUGUACCUGAACUAGAAGGUAGAGAAAGGAGAUUACUCAUGAUCUUUCUUUAAUAUAUAUUUAGGGCCCUUUGUUUUCAUUUUUUAUUUUAUUUAUUUUUUCCUUGGAAUUUAUCAGUGUUUAUUACCAUAACAACAAAAGCAGGUGAAAAUCAGUGCAAAAAACUAUUACGAAUUUUUUUGUGUAAAUACCAGGUCUAUUUUGGUGGACAGAAAGAUGGGGGGGAAGUAUUCAGUAGAUUUGAAUUCUGUUCAUCAGUGUGGUUUGCUGCGGAACCAAAACAGAACUCAAAACACAAUGCCACCUCUGAGUUUAAGAAAACAAUAUAUCUCUAAUCCCCAAUAAAACUUUUCAUUUGAAUAAACAGUUUACUGUUGUAGACUUAGACCUAUUAGCCUAUAAAUAUUUACAUUUAAUAAUUGGGCCACACCAUGUGCAGCGCGUACACUCAGCUUCAUCCUUUAAGUUGUGAAUCUAAACUUUGUAGCUCUGGCUCAUCUCUACAGACACAUACAUUCUACAAUAUCAUAUUUUAAUCCUAGGCUUGAUUGCUAAAUCUGAAUUUAGAGCCAGCUUCUGCUCUCAGUUACAUCAGUAUCAGUUCUGGAGUAAUUCAGUUGAAAUCAGUGGAGUUUCCCCAGUUCUGCACCAGAAUUUGUCCUUUUAUUCAACACUGCUUUUAGUGGUGGUAGCCUGAACCCCAAACUGGAAACACUGUGUCUCAAUAAGAAGGACUGACCACUUGUUCAUGUGUUUGCCAAACCAUGGAAACGAAGGCCCCAAAUUCAGUAAUGAACAGGAGCAGACUCAGUUGAUCCUACAUGGUUAACCAAGAGCUGAAUGAGGGUCUUAAUGAUCAAUGCACAUUCAUUGCUUGGCCAUAUCAUAACUGCACAGCUGUAAUGCCAAUUUUUUGCACCUGUGAAGAAAAAAUAUGUUUACUGUGUCUAAAAUCAUGACAAAAACAUUAUUUGUUCUAUACUCAGUGAACUGGGGAAUUCCAAAUAUGUCAGUGAAACUAGUCACCGUGGAUCUCUCUGCUUUGAAAUACACCUCAUCUUUCAUUGCUCAGAAUAAGGGGGAAAUGCAGUCGAGACAAAGAAAAGAGCUAUAUUAGAAUGAUUUGCCUUGAUUCCCAAGGUGUCUUUUAUCCGAUUCAAUAGCAAAUGUUGCUAAUGAACUGCUAUGUUAACAGAUCACCUAAAGCAGUAAUGCGAUACUUGUAAGUAAUUUUGUGGGAGUGGGGGAGAGAAUAAACCAUUGUGUAGGGUAUCGAU
Messenger RNA from Chelonia mydas (Green sea turtle), 2444 nucleotides. It is a transcript of the gene TMEM273, whose product is annotated as transmembrane protein 273. The transcript has 7 exons. The record is from RefSeq and is a predicted model, not a curated record. The coding region runs from base 236 to 592 and encodes 118 amino acids. Lineage: Eukaryota; Metazoa; Chordata; Testudines; Cheloniidae.